Aplosporella prunicola CBS 121167 is the source of this 840-nucleotide messenger RNA. RefSeq lists its product as uncharacterized. The record is from RefSeq and is a predicted model, not a curated record. Bases 1 to 840 code for a protein of 279 amino acids. NCBI's taxonomy places the organism in Eukaryota, Fungi, Ascomycota, Dothideomycetes, Botryosphaeriales, Aplosporellaceae. The transcript has a single exon.
AUGGCCGAGAAGAUCUGGAACAAUCCCCUCUUCAUAAUGCGAGGCAGCCGGUCAUUCUCAGCCUGGGACGCCAUACUACGGGGCCACAUGCAGUCAGCCUCGCUAGCCGUGCUGGAGCAAAUAACAGGCGAAGCGCGACGGCCACGAAGACCGUACGGCAGGAACAUCUUCCACCAGGACGGGCGGCACACGGUGGAGCCGCCUCCCAUCGCCAAGCGCAUGCGGUACGUGCUCUGGCACGUCAAGGACGAGCAGGCCAAGCGCGUGCUCCUGCGCUCCGUGGCGCGCGACCUCCUCCCCUGCAUUGUGGACAAGCGCUCGGCGAAGCAGAUGUACGGCGAGCUGGUGCGCAGGUUUGGCGGUAGCAAACAGCUGUCUCGUUGCUUGUCGUUGGAAUUUUAUACGUGGCUCGAUAUCAUGUACGAUCGCUUCUCGACUAAGAACGUCGAUAACACGAUUGGGCUUUGGUGGAACGGCAUCAUGGAAUGUCAGGACGAGGGGCUGUGUAUCCCCGAGCCCGUCCAGGUCGCGAUGUUCAUUCGCAUGUUUGCGAGACAUGCGCCGGAGUGGGCACAGAUGAUGCGCCAGGAUAAUGUCGGCUGGGAGGGCGUGUCUCUUAAGGCGCUGCUGGGAGAUGCGAAUAUAACUACUUUGAGGAAGGAGAUUGAGAAGACCGAGAUUGCGAUGGGGCUGGUGGAGAGGAGCUUGCUGGCGGCUGAGCUGGAGACGGAGGCCCCGGAGAGGGAGAUGGCUGAGAUAAGGGUGUAUGAUGAGGAGGCGCCUGAGGGGGAGAGGCCUGAGAGAGGUACAGGUGACUGUGAGGGAGGUGCCGGAGAGUGA